AUGGUUGAAGUAUAUUAUCACGAUAAUAAAGACACACCAGAAGAUUUCACAGAGUCACAUAAUUCAGGAAUCCCUGUAACAUUUGAUAAAUUAUCAUCAAUUGGAGUAAUUUAUAAAAAAAUAACCACACAAGAAGAAUUAGAUAAAUUAGCUAAAGAAAGAGAUUAUAAAAACAGGGAUGAAAUAGAUUUAAAUUUAGCAUCUUUUAAUAAUGAUAUAGAAGCAUACAACAACAAAAUGACCACUUUUUAUAAAGAACAUUAUCAUGAAGAUGAAGAAAUUAGAUAUAUUGUAGAUGGAGAAGGUUAUUUUGACGUUAGAGAUCCUAAUGAUAAAUGGAUAAGAACAAAAUUGAACAAAUUUGAUUUGUUAAUUUUACCAGCUGGAAUAUAUCAUAGAUUUACUUUAACUAAUGAAAUAAAAUCUAUAAAAGCUGUUAGAUUGUUUAAAGAUGAACCUAAAUGGGAAGCCAUUAAUAGAGAUUCUGGUAGAAAUACUGAGGCUAGAACUAGUUAUGCUCAAAGUAUUGUUGUUUGA
Lodderomyces jiufengensis is the source of this 537-nucleotide messenger RNA. RefSeq names its product acireductone dioxygenase (Ni2+-requiring). The transcript has a single exon. NCBI's taxonomy places the organism in Eukaryota, Fungi, Ascomycota, Pichiomycetes, Serinales, Debaryomycetaceae. The coding region runs from base 1 to 537 and encodes 178 amino acids. Gene Ontology annotation, molecular function: acireductone dioxygenase [iron(II)-requiring] activity. The record is from RefSeq and is a predicted model, not a curated record.